Molecule: messenger RNA, 1533 nt
Organism: Sinocyclocheilus grahami
Lineage: Eukaryota; Metazoa; Chordata; Actinopteri; Cypriniformes; Cyprinidae
Product: antizyme inhibitor 1-like
Exons: 7
Coding region: 115-942 (275 amino acids)
Biological process (GO): positive regulation of polyamine transmembrane transport; negative regulation of protein catabolic process
Cellular component (GO): cytoplasm
Molecular function (GO): ornithine decarboxylase activator activity; ornithine decarboxylase activity
Source: RefSeq, a predicted model, not a curated record
UUUAAACCUGCUUUGAGACUGGAUUGCCAAGUGGAUAUCGCUAGGACCCAAGAGCUCUGAGGCUUCUCAUAAAUAGGUGACCUGCUUUAUGCCAGUCAGAACAUCAGAUUACGGAUGAGAAUGAAGGGAACUCUGGAUGAACCACGCUUUUCUGUUGAGCUGCUGGAAGGAAGCGCAGCUCUCCGAGGUUUGAUCGAUAAACACAUCCAUGAUCAAACUCUUGCACUGAAGAGUGCAUUUUUUGUGGCUGACCUGGGGGUGAUUGUGCGGCAGCAAGUUCGCUGGAGAGCUAAAAUGGACCAGAUUCGGCCUUUCUACACAGUCAAGAGCAACAGCAGCCCUGUGGUUGUUGAAAUCCUGGCUGCUCUUGGAACUGGCUUUGUUUGUUCAAACAAGCAUGAGCUGGACUUAGUAAAGGGCUUUGGCGUCCCGUCUCAGGACAUCAUUCUCGGCGGCACGUGUAAACAGCUCUCUCAUAUCAAAUACGCAGCCAAACACAACAUCUCCCUCCUGGUUUGUGAUAAUGAGGCAGAGCUGCGGAAGAUUGCACGAUGUCAUCCCAAAACAAAACUUGUUGUUCAUGAGAGAGGAGACGCUGUCUGGUGGUCUUCUGAGGUGAGCGCAGAAGAGCCGCUGUUCUCCAGCAGUCUGUGGGGUCCGUCUGCUGAUGAUCUGGAUCAGGUGGUGAAGCGAUGUCUGCUGCCGGAGCUCAGUGUUGGAGACUGGCUGCUUUUCAGCAAUGCAGGGGCCAACGGUCUGGGGGCCACAUUCACUAACGGAGAGGAACACAAACCGGCCGUCUUCUACAGCAUCACUGAAUGCGACUGGCAACAGGUUCAUAACUGUGGCGUCACUUUGGACUCGAGGAUGAAGAACCUCUCUGUGGUACCAUGCGGCUUGCAAGCAAACAUAUCCAAGGCGUCCGUUUCCACCCCGGCGUAACAUAAUGCCACUUAUUAAUGUCAUUAUCUCGACUGACUUUAAGCACUUAAGAACCUGGGAUCUUCUAAGAAGCUUCAGUUGCUUUGAAGAAGUUUGGCUGGGACCAGAGCUGAAGAAGUGUUGUUGAACAGAACAACUUCAUAGCCAUCACAACUGAUGGAUAAACAGCAAAUAGGUGCGAUUAGCUUUAACAAAUGAGCCAGUUGGCCUUUACAGAUACAUUUAAUUAUAUUUAAGUCCGUUUUAUAAAUGUAUACACACAUAAUAUUUCCACUUACUAAUGGAAUCAGUCAUGUACUAAGUUAUUUAUUAAACCUCAAGUCUAGUUUCAUGACAUCAUCAGAUGCUUUUAAAGAAACAUGCACUUGUUUUUUGUUAUUCGUAUUACGAAUAUGAUGUUUAAACUGGAAAAUUGUGAUCUUCGUCCUAUUUGAACUGUUACAGGAAUAGUUCAGCAGAGCACUGCGGUAUGUUUUUGUUGACUAAAUACAAUGGAAACUUUGUAAACUGUUGAAAUCUUAUGUCCAAAACACACCUUAAAGGGGUAGUUCAUCCAGAAAUGCAAAAUCUGAUGCAAAUGUGCUCACCCUC